Molecule: messenger RNA, 3960 nt
Organism: Rhipicephalus microplus (southern cattle tick)
Lineage: Eukaryota; Metazoa; Arthropoda; Arachnida; Ixodida; Ixodidae
Product: phospholipid-transporting ATPase ABCA3-like
Biological process (GO): lipid transport; transmembrane transport
Cellular component (GO): intracellular membrane-bounded organelle; membrane
Molecular function (GO): ABC-type transporter activity; ATP binding; ATP hydrolysis activity
Source: RefSeq, a predicted model, not a curated record
AUGGCCCCUUCCAGAAUAUGCGCCGGCUCUCCGACAUUCCUAAAGCAGCGCUUCAACACUGGCUACCGCAUGUUAAUCUACAAGAGCCCCACUUGCGACGUGUCACGCAUAGAGAUGCUUCUGCGCAAGUAUGCACCUAAAGUGAAACUGCAGAGCGACUCCUUCAACGAGGUCACCUUCCUUUUGGGACAUACUCCCUCCACUAAACGCAUCAUCAACAUGUUUCGGGACAUCGAAAAGCAGAGCAGACACUUGGGCAUCGAGUCGCUGGGCUUGACGGUGACUUCACUCGAAGACGUCCUCAUAGGUGUCGCCGAAGAACACCACGUGCACAGCCAUAAGCUCACUGAGACCAUCAAGCAGCAUGAUGCUUCCAUGAUUGAAACCAAGGACACCUUAGUGAACGUAAUGGCGAGCACGGUCUCCUCGAAUCCGGGAUGCGCACGCCGCAUGUGGGCGGUGUUCUGCAAGCGAGCCACCUGCGUCUCGCGGCAGCUCAAGAUCCCGCUGUUCAGUUGGCUGCUGCCCAUGAUGCUGCUCUGGCUGCUCUUCACUUUCGAGGACGUGGCACUGUACCGGAACGCCAUCGUUGCCGAACACGUGGGCAACACGCUCUCCUACAGCUUCGUCGAGCUUGUCGGCAAGGCCAACGGGUUCGCACAAGUUAGAGAAGAUGGAGUGUUCUACGUCGACUACAUAUUGCCCUUAUUAAGGCCAGGUGUAACCACCGUAGAGAUCAUCCUUCCUGACGAAAACGUGGACGAGUGGCUGCUACAGUUGGCCAAGGACGAUUUGCGUCAUUACGUUUUCAUGACGCACUUUGGCGUGCAGCUGCUGGAACAAGGAAGAACGGUUCUCUGGUACAACGGCGAGAUCCAGCACAUGGCGCUAUUGGUACUGACGCUGUUCAACAAUGGGCGCCUGCACUUCGUCACCGGUAAAACCGACGUGCUGUUCAGCUUCGAGGUGACUGUGCUCGACAGCGCCAAUGUGGGUGGUGAAGGAGAGCACGGGGAGAGCCAUGGCGCCUAUCGGGAGCUGCUGCCUCAGAUCCUGCGCUCCAUAUUUCUGCCCAUGGUGUCCAGCCUGAUGUGCAGCAAUUUUGUGCUUUUUCCGAUCACCGAGCGGGCACUGCAGGUAAAGCACCUGCAUAUCAUUACGGGAAUCGGGCCGUUCCUCUACUGGAUCACCAAUUUCCUCUGGGAUUUUAUGUUUUACAUGGGCACCGCCAUUUUCAUCUUGCCGCCCAUUGCUUACUUCCACGCCGACUCGCUGGAUUUCAACUACAUUCAACUCAUCUUUAUAUUGAAUAUACUGCACGGCUACGCUGCGCUACCGUUCAUCUACAUAUGUUCCUUCUGUUUCGACAACCCUGGCUUCGGAUUCUCUGCUCUUGCCAUCUCUACGUUUAUAAUAUCGUCACUUUGCUGCACGGGUGCCGUGUUCAUGGAACACUACGCGGAAACGCUGAACAACGUCCCACUCGUGGUCUUCAUCGAGACGAUACUCCAAAUGGCGCGGCUUCUGCCUUCCUACUCGUACUCGCGUGGCAUGACGAAAGUGCUGCAGUUGGCCACCGAGAACGCGGUGUGCCAACGCGGUGGAGAGGACCUCGAGAAUGCCUGCCAAGAAAAGUUUGUCGCAUUCAAGAUGUCACUGCUGCAGUGCUGCAAGCACAUCGCUGAACCUGACCCUUAUCUUUACGCAAUCAGCCCUCUGGACGUGCACUCGUACUCUGCUUUUUACGAGGUGCUCACCCUGUUUCUGGAAGGGCCACUGCUUUUCGGUCUGCUAGUGUACGCCGACUACUACUUGCUGCGCCAACUCGACCGACACUUGACUGAGCCCGGGGCCGAAAACAAUCUGCGCCUCCUAGUCCCGCCUGCAGAGCAAGGGGUCAUCAAAGGAUUAUCGCUUUCCAAGCCGGCCGUCAAGCACCACGAGGACACGGAUGUUGUGGAUGAAGACAAACUUGUAGCGAAUCUUGUCCAGAAUCCGGUGACACCUUCGCCAAUUCCACAGGCGUUGACAAACCAGCCUUCCAAAUCACAGACCCAGUUGCAGGCUAAGCAGCAACCAAAGAUGCCGUCCCAGGUUCCAGACAGCACGCAGCCGGCCAUGGUGGUGUACCGCCUCCACAAGGCUUACGGUUACCUUGAAGGCCACAUUGUGCUACAGGGCCUGAGCUUCAGCGUGCGCUCGGGCGAGUGCUUCGGCCUUCUCGGAGUCAAUGGUGCUGGAAAGACCACCACCUUCAAGAUACUGACGGGCGAAAUCCUGCCGCAGGAGGGUGAUGCAUACAUUGGUGGCGUGUCCGUCGUGCGUAAUGUGUACGAGUUUCAGAGCCACCUCGGCUACUGCCCGCAAAGCAACGCCCUGCUGGAUGCUCUGACGGGCAUCGAGACAUUGAUGCUGUACAUCCGGUUGCGUGGGAUUCCGAUCACCAGAGAAUACGUGGAGGCGUUGCUAGAGAUUUUCAAUCUGAAUGACAUCGGAGAUCAUCUAGUCGGCACGUAUAGCGCAGGGAACCGGCGCAAGCUGUGCCUGUGCGUGUCGCUCAUCGGCAUGCCGAGGAUGCUCCUGCUGGACGAGCCUUACUCCGGAAUAGGAAUCCUUUCGCGGAAGCGAAUUGUCAACUACAUUAGCUCCCUGCAGAGGCGCACAAAGAUUUCUAUUGUGCUAUCUUCUCACAGCCUCGCAGAUGUGGAGUUUCUCUGCAACCGCAUUGCCAUUCUUGGAGACGGAAGGCUGCAGUGCUUGGGUUCACUGGCGCACCUGAAACAAAAGUUCGGCCAGGGCUACACUAUCACCGUGAAAACAUACCCGGACCGCAAACAAGACAUCUUGUAUCAGCGAGAUGUGGCCCGGGAAGUCAGGAAGAAUUUCCAAGACGUGGAGCUUAUGCACAGCUACGAGGGACUGCUUGAGUUCCGGGUAUCCCGGAUUCAGAUGCUCUGGAGCGAGAUGGUUCACCGCAUGGCAAGGAUAAAGAAGCGCUUCAAGCUGCAAGACUUCUAUAUCACCGACACUUCACUAGAGCAAAUCUUUCUCAGUGUUGACGCGCAAGCAACGCAUUGGCCGGGACCAGACCACUACAAAAAACAAGCGAUAUUUCUGAGCGUAGACAUCUACACUGAUCUUCAAAGCUUACACCAGUGUUUAGAUUCAGUCGUCACCCGUGAGAAAGUGAAAAUAUUCACCAUCUCCCUGAAGGAAACCGUGAUGGGAUGCGAAGCAGCAGUGGUGCGCAAGGCGUUGACACCGGUUGAAACAGGCGUCGACGCGGGUUGCUGGAAGAACGUCCGGCAAUGCGCAGCCGCCGACCCCAGCCAGGCAGCGAGGAUGGAGAACAUGGAGAAAGAGAAUAGGGAGCUUAGACAAGAGUUGGCCAAGGCCAGAAAGCAGAAUGAAAAAUCAACGCGGAAAAUUGAGGAGCUACAACAGACACUGAACAAAAUCCUUAAGCGAAUGGGAGGACACCCCGCAGAGACCCCAUCCUCUGGCGCCUCCUCGUCCCAUGGAGCUGCCGAUGAACGCGACACAACUUCAGCAGUAGGAGACGGGGACACGGACAUGGACUGUGGAGGCGCUGAAAGUCACACGCAAGAGCCGAAGCGGGCACGACCGGCAGGCCGAAAGAUAGACGUGAUCGAAGAAAUGGUAGACAAACUAACCAACAAGACAGAGCGACAGUUUGAGGCGCUCCUAAUUCGGCUGAACGAGUCUGACGCCGAAAGGAACGCACAGUAUGCCGCGGUCAAUAACCAACUUGCGGCCGUGAAUAAGCGCAUCGAAUAUCUAGAACGCGGGAUGGCGCAGUUGCAGCAACAGGGACAAGGCCACGACGAAUUGGGAGGGGACGCAUCGACCAUCCUCAACAGAAGCAGCAAUGUCAACACCACCCACACUGAAAAAGGAGGGACGCACGGACAGUCGCGUUCCCCCAACGCCUUUGAAUAG